UUCUGAGUAGAAACAGAGAGUCCAAUGUUUCAUAUUACACACUCCUCAGCUUGGAGGAGGGAAAAAGGAGAAGAAGAGGAGGAAACCUGUGACUUCUUCUCUUUUUGGAGGCAUUCAAGUGGGAGUUUAUGGAGGCUGCAGCCGUGGAAAAUGAAGAUCUCCUCUGUGGUGUUUGCUCUCCUGAUUCGGGCACUGUUUGGAGAUUUGUGUUUGGCCAUCAAUGUCACCAUCACCCCGUCCCCCUUCACAGUGGCCCAGGAGGGUCAAAACAUCACUCUGACCUGUGUUGUGUCCCAGCGGCGGCGGAAUGCUGCUUUACCAGUAGUGAAAUGGACCUUCUUACCGGCGGGCACGGACCGCCAAGAGGAUGAACUCUUGAUUGCGCGCGUCAACAUGAGGAAGGCCCGAUUCUACGGCAACUACACCAAGAGCUUCUCCUGGCCCAAGCUGAAGCUGACGGUGGUGAAGCAAGGGAAGAUCUUUGACCUGCUGAUCUUGAACGUGUCCGGGGGCGACCGCGGGCUCUACUUGUGCCGAGUGCAGGAGUUUAAAAAGCACCAGGACCGGUGGAAGGCAGCAUCCAAUUGCACUGCUUCUACGGAGCUCAGAGUGCAUGUUCUGCCGACCACCAAGGCCAAGGAAAGCCUGUGGAGCUUGUUUGAAGAUGUUUACUUGUGUGCAGCGCUCAUCUGUUCAGUCGGUCUCCUCUGCAUGUGCAUGUUCACCGUGACGGUGACGUGUCAGUACAUACAGCGGAAGCAGAGGUUAAAAGAUAAUUACCUGCUGGUCAAAAGUCCACAGAACAGCUCAGGGGAGACGGUCACCGGCGUGGUCAGUAUGUCUCCUGCUCUGCCACAGAAGGAGAGGAGAUACAGGAAGAAAAAGAACAGGAACCAUCAGGAGGAUUUACCACCAGAGAUUCCAGCCAAAGGUAGAGUCGUCUAA
Molecule: messenger RNA, 945 nt
Organism: Solea senegalensis (Senegalese sole)
Lineage: Eukaryota; Metazoa; Chordata; Actinopteri; Pleuronectiformes; Soleidae
Gene: vstm4b
Product: V-set and transmembrane domain containing 4b
Exons: 6
Coding region: 25-945 (306 amino acids)
Source: RefSeq, a predicted model, not a curated record